AUGAUGUAUUUAAAAUAUUUAUUGGCAUUCGCCAUCACUGUUGUUGUGAUGGCUGGUGUAUGCUCAUCGGGUGCCACACCUUCGGUAUCGAUUGGCGAGGACUGGUCGGUACCUUCAUGGGUAACUCAAUAUCCAAACUCUGGUUUCUUCUCAGAGUCGGCCACUACAAAGCUCAACAUUAAUGUUUCUGUGUUUGAUAUUGCCUGGCGUCAAGUCAAUCCAUCGCAAGGUGUCUAUGCUACCAACAUCCCAGGACAAGUCAAAGACCUUGUACUUGACUCGUUUGCCGAACAAAACUCAACGACCAAACCAUUCUGGAUGCGUAUCUGGGCAAGUGGUGCACUGUGGGCUCCAACUUGGAUUCAAUCCUACUGCAAUGUUGGUGUGAUUGGUGUUGACUAUGAUGGAGAGGGACAUCUUCCAAUUUGGAACCCAUGCGUUUGGGGUCAACUCAAGCAACUAUACAGAUAUCUAUUCAUUACCAACAACAUGAGAGCUGAUCCCAGAUUGAAGUUUAUUUAUGUUCCAGGUGCUUUCAAUUGGUGUGAGUUUGACUUUGACAUCAUUGGCAACUUCUCAACAAAGACUGGAUAUACCUACACCGAAUUCAACACAUGGUUCCAACAAGCAAUGCAAGACCUUGUAAACAUCUUCAAUGGAGAGAACACUGAUCCAUCUGAUGACUAUGCUUACAAGUUGGUCUACACUGGAGAGGACUUCCCAUUUGAUGUUGAUCAAUGGCCUCAAGCAAAGAACUUCUUGGCACGUGAUGCUGUCCAGAAGGGAAUGGGAAUUAGAACUGGUAUCACUGAGUUGUCAAACUUCCAUUUGUCCCAGAUACCAGCAUAUGGAUAUACAAUUGAUCCAAAUGGAUAUCUUGUGUUGAACAAGUCUUGGCCACUUCAACAGAACCCCAAGAGAGUGAUUGCCACGGAGAAUGAAUGCUACAAUGCUUGUGGAUUCAAGGUGUCAGCUGCCAACCUAUUCUACGCCGUCAAGAUGUCCAACCUCAAGGCCAUCCAGAUGGGUGUCAACUGGUUGUACGUUGUUGCCACCGACAGCUACAUUGCCAAGUACGCCGCACAUUGGAACUGGGUGCGCUUGGAGAUUGGCAAGAGUGCCAGCCAGGCAUACGAUGCAUGGGCACAGCUACGUAGUGCACAGGAUACAUUCUGGUCUGGAAACAGCUACCCAUUGACAUGGAAGGGCAUGCCCUACGUGAACAACUAUGAGCGCUACUUGACUCAGAGGGAUGUCGCUCCAGGUGCCGUCACAGUCAAGGGAACGACAAAGUACAGCAAGAUAUUGGACCCAACAAAUGGUAUUGCCUAUGAGGGCAGAGCAACAAACUUGACAAGUGGAAACAAUGCCAUUGUGUUCUACUUGGAUGAUGAGUUUGUGUCGCCCGCCAACCAGGCUGCUACCCCAGUCACUAUCAAGGUCACAUACCUUGACAAUCAGGACACCACUUGGGCUUUGCAAUAUAUCAAUGUUGCUGGAGUGCUUACGGUAACCGAUCCUGUUGUACAAGCUGGUCUUACCAAGAACUUGACCACAGCAUCAUUCAGUAUCACUGAUGCCGUCUUCAAGAACACUGUCCAACCAGGCAACAGUGACUUCAAACUUCUUGUAACCGGUACCAAGAAUAUUGAGAUAUGGUUCAUCAGAGUUAUCAAACAGACACCAUUUUUAAUCAAUAAA
This is a messenger RNA of Acytostelium subglobosum LB1, 1701 nucleotides long. RefSeq lists its product as hypothetical. The annotation marks the transcript as partial. Lineage: Eukaryota; Evosea; Eumycetozoa; Acytosteliales; Acytosteliaceae. The transcript is spliced from 5 exons. The record is from RefSeq and is a predicted model, not a curated record.